CGCUAUUGGUCGAGCCGUGGCACGAUGGUGGGGAUGAGAAGGCACCGCGUCACGAAGCGAGGCCGAGGAACUGUGAGGCGCAUGUAUCAAUGCGCAAUCGCAUCUGAACGAUUGACGGAGUCGGGGAGGUCCGAGGAAUAAACAGAGUGGCGAGACCGCGCGACGGAUAGAGAGGGGGUGAAGCGGAGAGAGUGAGGGAGCGAGCACGAGAGAGAGAGAGAGAGAGAGAGAGAGAGAGAGAGAUAGAGAGAAAAAAGAGAGAGAGAGAGAGAGAGAGAGAGAUAGAGAUAGAAGGAACAAGCAGCGAGACGAUCACGAUGCACAGAGGCGAGCACAAGCGGCCAGGGGCACAGGGCUGAGGGCUGAGGGCUCAACAGGGCCUUGUACGACGUUUUACGGAAUCUGGCGCGGAUCAGCCAGCAACGAUGGAACAGCCGAAAACUCCCGCGUCCCGGCUACUCAGUACAACCUGCAUCGAGAACAAGGACGACCUGGAGGAGAAAUUUGAAAGAUGCUAUGGCGUACUUCAAAAUCUGACUACAGGCCUGUCGGAAAAGGAAGCGCAUGAUACGCUGAACAAUGCGGUGUGCAAAGACAAAACGCACGAAGAAGUUUCCUUGGGAUUAUUAGUUGUCAUUUUAACGGAUCCACAGAAUGCUUCAAAAAGUUAUAGAGACUUAACGCUUAUAACGAGAGAUGGUCUUGCGAUUGUGUUAGGACAUCUUAAUCAGUUGGUACUGGAAAGGUACCUCAGACUGAAUGACGUUACCCGAACUCAGCUUUUGUGGUUGUUACGUGAAAUGAUAAGGACUAGCGUAGCUAAUGUUGAUAAUCUUUGUUUAACUUUAUUGAGACACGCGGCUGGUGGAGAUAUCUCCCCAAGAAAUCUGUUCCUAGUCGAUGCCCUUUUGGAUAUAUUUCAAGAAAAUCGGCCAUGGCUGGACAAAUUUCCUUUUUUGGUAGCAUCUAUCGUUUAUACGUAUUUACGAUUAAUAGAAGAUCACAAUGGUCCUCAUCUGACCGGUCUUCGACAGAAGGAAGUAACUUUUACGGUAUCCCUUUUGAGGGAGAGAAUGGUGGACUGUUUAGUUAUUGGAAGGGAUUUAGUGCGCUUAUUACAAAAUGUUGCAAGGAUACCUGAGUUUGAAGGACUUUGGAAAGAUGUAUUAUUAAAUCCAAAAUCUCUCUCUCCAAACUUCAAUGGAAUUCUUCAACUUUUACAAACGAGGACUUCUCGAAGAUUUCUUCAAUCAAGGCUUACUCCAGAUAUGGAGAGAAAACUCGUUUUUUUAACAAGUCAAGUUCGUUUUGGAAAUCACAAACGUUACCAAGAUUGGUUUCAAAGACAAUAUUUGGCAACACCCGAAUCUCAAUCAUUGAGGUGUGAUCUAAUACGUUUUAUCGUCGGUGUUAUACACCCGACCAAUGAAUUAUUGUGUUCGGAUAUAAUACCACGAUGGGCGGUAAUAGGAUGGUUGUUUACUACUUGUACAUCGACCGUAGCUGCGAGUAAUGCCAAAUUAGCUUUAUUUUACGAUUGGCUUUUCUUCGAGCCGGAGAAAGAUAAUAUAAUGAAUAUCGAACCUGCAAUUCUUGUCAUGCAUAAUUCAAUGAGAUCUCAUCCACCUGUUACUGCCACUCUUUUAGAUUUUUUAUGCAGAAUAAUACCAAACUUUUAUCCGGCAUUAACGGAAAAAGUUAGAAAUGGAAUAUUUUCAUCGCUGAGGCAAAUUUUGGAGAAACGAGUGUUACCUAGUCUUUAUCCGCUAUUCGAUAGUCCUAAGUUGGAUAGAGAAUUAAGGAGCAAAAUUAGAGAAACCUUUAAGGAAUUUUGCUUACCACCUAAUGCAGAUCCAGCAGGUAAUAAGGUUCCGAUAUAUUCAGGUAAAAUGGAAGAUCUUAAUAAGGAUCUCAAUUCAGGACUUAUCUUGGAAAAUACGACAAGUACACCCAUGGAAAAUAAUCACGUGGGCCAAGAUCCGGAACCAGCAUUCAGCGACGAGGAAGAAGAGAUGCCACUCAGAAUAGUAACAAAAGUGGAAGAGGAGGAAGACGAAGAAGAUGUACCGUUAGCUACAGUGAAGCUUAAGAAUGAACAAAAGAAUGCAAAUUGUGUUGCAAAAAAGGAAGAUAUUACGUCUCAGUUAAAUCUCAUUUUAGAACCAGAAGAAUUGAGAACUGCCAUUGGAAGCCUACAUAGUGAAAGUGACAAUGAAAUCAGAUGCCAAGCAGUGGAGAGAAUAGUACAAAUGGUCGUGGAGGAUGAGAUAGAUGCAGAAACUGUGCCAGGUUUAGCGUCUUGUCUAUCGACCAUUUUGUCGACACAAAUUACAGCACAGAUAUUUCCAUCGGAUAAUUUAAACGAGGAAUCUUUGACUGAUAGUAUAAGCACGCCAUUGUUUGUUAUGUUUCGAAAUCAGUAUCAGUUGUGUAAAGAAGAAGACAAUAGGAGAAAACUUUUAGCUAGAGUACUCGCUGAAAUGUAUUCUAUUCAACCAAAAAUAGGAUAUCUACUUCUAUAUUUUUUAAAAGUAUGGGGUAGAGAGGAAGAAAAGAGGGAGGGGGAACCAAGCAACGUAUUAAACGACGUAAAAGCCUCCGUUUAUAAGGACUUUUGCGCACAGAGAGAAAAAAAGUUAGAUGCGUGUUUAGUGGCUGAUCUGAAGUUAUGUCACGAAGACAACAUAUUCAUGUUGUGUUACUUGGUGCCUGACAUAUAUACAGGAUUUCAAAACGUGGCCCUAGGGAACGUCCAACUUUUGCAUUUGGUCGUUUCGACUAUCGAUGCAUGUCAGUUACAGGAACUGGUUUGUCAGAUAAUGCAAGGCCAUCUUAAAAUGUUAAAGAAAGAAUCUUUCACUUCCUUGCUUACUGCUAGUUUAAAUUGGGAAACCUUCGAACAGUACUGUUUUUGGCAGUUAAUUUUUGCUCAUGAUUUUCCCAUUGAAUACGUGUUGCCAGUAUUACCGAAAUUGCAAUUUCGUGAUCAUGCAGAAGCACUCACGUCGAUACUAUUUAUGCUUAAACAAGAAAAACCUACUCUGGAACUUUUAAGACAGUUACUUGCGCGACAGAACGUGGAUGGUGACAUGUUCGUAGUCGCAGCGUUACGUUAUUGGUGUCGCGAUUACGAGGAAAAGCUUGGUGAAUUACUAGCGAAUCUUUUAAGUACACGCUAUCCUGCGACCAGUCCGAACAAACGAAAACGUUCUGGAGCAAAGCACAACCAACAAUCUGGACCACCGACGGGCGAACAGGUUCUGGGUCAUUUGGAUCAAUUGCGUCAACAUUGUACAUCCUCCACGGAGUUGCAGUUGUAUCAUAUGGAAGGGAUGCAGAGAGCGUUGCAACAAGCGCAAGCUGCCAGUAGCGAUUCUCUUAGGAAGAGUUACGGCGACUUAUUCGCUUUAGCGGAAGUUAACGAAGAAAACGAACCACCUCCACCGCCACCAACAAGUUCGGCGAGAAAACACGCGGCAGCUUCGGGCGGGGGUGGGGGCGGUGGAGCCGGCGGCAAAGGGGGAAAUAGGAAAGUUGGCGUUAAUACGAGGGAAAGGACGAGUUCGAAAAAACAAAUUCGGUAUCACCUCGACAGUACAUCCAGUAGCGAGGUAACCAUUUCACCAGAGGAGGAAAUCGUAAAUCCAAAGCAAGCGAAAAAGAGAAAAAAGAUUAUAGUGGGCUCGGACAGCGACUGACCACCCAGUGUCUUCACAUGUCACAUGGACCACGUCAUGUGUGUGCAGCAAGAUAAAUUAGCCUUAAGAAUAGUAAGAUAAUACGAUAUAUAUAUAUAUAUACAUAUACAUAGUAGAUUUAUCUAGCGCGACUUGUAAAUAUAUUCUACGUUGAUAAUGGAGUACGAAACGAUGUUGUUGGCGCGAGUCUUACGCGUUUCGUAAUCUAAAAACCGUAGUGGUGCCAGGCUCUCGUUAUUAUCGUUAAAUGUGUAUGUAUGUAUCCUCGAUUAGUUUUCUAAAGUAAAAAUACUCUUAUCAUAUCGACUUAUCGACGAGUAAAUUUAUUAUCGACUAAGGGAGGUGUGACUAUCGUUUGUCGGACGAAAAAUUAUUGCGAAAAAAUUACUUUCAAUUGUGUACAAAUGAGAAAUUCUAAAUGAAUAACUUUGACCUGGCACCACUACAAGGGGUAAAACAAUGCGGUCUUACUCCCAUAAACACGUUAAAUUUGUAAUUGUAAAAGCAUCGAUCCACAUAGUAUUUUUAUGUGGAAAGAAAGUCAGCGCGUGCAAGCACCUUCGUCGUGCUUAAUAUAUUUACCAAUGAUCUUUUCUACUAAUUGUGCGAUUAUCACACUCCGAUCAAGUUGUUAUUGACAAAUAUUGAUUUUGUCGAUUUAGAUUAUUGACAAGUAAUUAUUUCUUGAUUUAAAACAUUUGACACAGCCGUAAAUUAUUUUAACAGAAAAUAUCUUUAUAGUAGAGAAUCGUUUGAAAUAACAUUGUGAAUAAUGUGUCGUUAGGGUUCAUGUAUUAAUUCCUAAGAUUUUUUCUAUAGUACGUAAUAUAUAUGCGUCCGUUAUAUUUUCGGUUUGGAGAAAAAAAAAUAUUUGCGUAUUGCACAAAAGUAAAUAAGAAGUAAAUUCGAUAAGAAAUCGGAUCUUUGUAACAAUAUCUUUGUUCGAGUUUUUGAAAACUACGUCGUCUUCGAAGGUUCAAAUUAAUGCACAAGUAGAUCCAAUUUGUGUGAGUUAUUCUCACAAUAGACUCUUUUACCGUCCUCUUAAGUUUCAAUUAAAAUCUUAUAGAUCGCGUUCUUAUACUUAUCUUCUUAUAUUUAUAAGAAAUUUCUUUAUAUCGCGAAUGUAAGAGCUGCUGAUAUUCUUGGAAUUAAUGCAUGAGUCAAAGAGUAUUAAGAAUUUAGGAAACCUCAUAUAUACGCAUACGAAAUUAUUAAUACCGCGCUUGUGAAUAAUUUUACAUUUUAAAAUGAUAACUUUCUUUUAAUCAAUUCCUUGUUUCGAUCGUCGUUGAUUCCAUUGUUUGUUCUUUCAAAGGAUAUUGAGAUCAUUCAUCGAACGUAACGUUAAAUAAUUAAAUUUAUAUAUAGCUCGUUUAAACGAUUUACUUUAUAAAUUUAAACUUUUAUAUACACGCACUUUUCUUUAUUACAAUACCAUAUUAAUUUCUUCGAGA
Messenger RNA from Vespula pensylvanica (western yellowjacket), 5155 nucleotides. It is a transcript of the gene IntS3, whose product is annotated as integrator complex subunit 3. Gene Ontology annotation, cellular component: cytoplasm. The transcript is spliced from 10 exons. The record is from RefSeq and is a predicted model, not a curated record. Lineage: Eukaryota; Metazoa; Arthropoda; Insecta; Hymenoptera; Vespidae. The coding region runs from base 426 to 3698 and encodes 1090 amino acids.